AUGGCUAGUAUUCGCGCAAAAGGAUUGUUCUCAACGAUGAGUCGUGUAAAGAGGAUUAGUUUAUUGAAUUCCUCUUUUAUGCACGUUACACGAAAUUGUGCAUCGAUAUCAUCUGAAAAGCACAUUAAGACAACUAUUGUUGACGAUGUACUGGUUGUUAAGCUUGAUUCCCCAAAUUCAAAAGUUAAUUCACUCGGUGCACAAAUAACAUCAGAAUUUGAGGCUGUUCUUAAGGAUUUUGAAACUAACCCAAAUAUUCGAUCAGCUGUGUUGAUUUCUGGUAAGCCAUCAUGCUUUAUUGCCGGCGCAGAUAUAUCAAUGCUCGAGCAAUGUAAAACUGAAAAUGAUGCAAGAAAAAUAAGCCACGAAGCUCAAUUAAUGUUCAAUAGAAUGGAGAAGUCUUCAAAACCAAUAGUUGCCGCAAUUAAUGGGAGCUGUCUUGGCGGUGGAUUAGAACUUGCACUUGCUUGUCAUUAUAGAAUUGCCACAAAAGACAGAAAAACAGGACUAGGUCUUCCCGAAGUUAUGCUAGGCUUAUUACCAGGUGCAGGCGGGACUCAGAGACUCCAAAAGUUAACUUCUAUACCAACAACACUCGAUUUAACACUUACAGGCAAGACUGUUAGAGCUGAUAAGGCUAAGAAAUUAGGAAUUGUUGAUAUGCUAGUAGAUCAACUUGGUCCAGGAAUUUAUGAUCCAACAACAAACACAAUGAAUUACUUGGAAAGAGUCGCAAUAAAUGUAGCGAAGGAUAUUGCGUCCGGCAAGCUUAAAGUCAAUCGCGAAAAGACUGGUUUAGUACAUAAAGUCACAGAAUAUGCAAUGAGUCUUGAAUUCGUAAAGAAUUUCAUUUUCAAAAAAGCACGCGAUCAAGUCAUGAAAAUGUCAGCUGGACUUUACCCAGCACCAUUGAAAAUUUUAGAUGUAGUACGAAUCGGUGCUGAUAAAGGAUUCGAGGCUGGUCUAGAAGCAGAAAGAGAAGGAUUUGGUCAAUUAUCGCAAACAUCACAAAGUAAAGGAUUAAUUUCACUUUUUAGAGGUCAAACCGAAUGCAAAAAGAAUCGUUUUGGUAAACCAACACGUCAUGUUAAAAAUGUAGCCGUUCUUGGUGCCGGUUUGAUGGGAGCAGGAAUUGUUCAAGUAACAGUCGAUAAAGGAUAUAAUGUUGUGAUGAAAGAUGCCACUGAAGGCGGAUUAGCAAAAGGAAUUGGACAGAUUCAAAAGGGAUUUGAUACAGCAAUCAAGAAGAAAAAAAUCACUAGCAUAGAAAAAGAUAAGAUAAUGAGCAAUCUGAUUCCAACAUUAUCUUAUGAUCAAUUUAAAAAUGCUGAUAUUGUGGUUGAGGCUGUUUUUGAGAACCUUGAUAUUAAGCAUCGCGUCAUCAAAGAAAUGGAGGCGUUCAUUCCAAAACAUUGUAUUAUAGCCACAAAUACAAGUGCCUUACCAAUCACAAAAAUUGCAGCCGGUUCAUCACGUCCAGAUCAAGUCAUUGGAAUGCAUUAUUUUUCGCCAGUUGACAAGAUGCAGCUCUUAGAAAUUAUCGCACAUCCAGGAACGUCACAUGAAACAAAAGCUGCUGCCGUAGAAUUAGGAUUAAAGCAAGGAAAAGUUGUCAUUACAGUUGGUGAUGGUCCUGGAUUUUACACAACAAGAAUUUUAUCAGCAAUGUUAUCUGAAGUCAUACUUAUCAUGCAAGAAGGAACCAGUCCAACAGAUAUGGAUAAAUUGUCAAAAACCUUUGGAUUCCCUGUCGGAUUAGCUACUUUAAUCGAUGAGGUUGGUGUUGAUGUUGGUGCACACAUUUCCGAUGAUUUGGCUAAAGCCUUUGGAGAUAGAUUGAAAGGAGGUGAUUUGAACUUAAUGAAAGACAUGGUCAAAGCUGGAUUUUUAGGAAGAAAAUCAGGCAAAGGAAUAUACGUCUAUGACGGUGGCAAGAAAGGAUCACGCGACAUCAAUCCAGAAGCAGAAGCAAUCAUUAAACAAAAAUAUUCACUUGUCUCGAAGGGUGCAAAUACACCUGAAGAUUUACAGUUAAGAAUGGUCUCUAGAUUUAUUAAUGAAGCUGUUUUGUGCCUUGAAGAGAAAAUCUUAGAUAGCCCAUUAGAAGGAGAUAUUGGUGCUGUAUUUGGACUAGGCUUCCCACCGUUUUCAGGCGGUCCUUUCAGAUUUGUUGACUCUUAUGGAGCUGAGAAGUUUGUCGGUAAAAUGAAGUCAUUUGCUGAUUUGUAUGGCGCACCAUUCCAACCUGCACAGACACUUCUCGAUAUGGCUAAAGACUCGUCCAAAAAAUUCUACCCUAAGUAA
This is a messenger RNA of Chironomus riparius, 2304 nucleotides long. The record is from the annotation of a GenBank genome assembly. Lineage: Eukaryota; Metazoa; Arthropoda; Insecta; Diptera; Chironomidae.